Messenger RNA from Cokeromyces recurvatus, 474 nucleotides. RefSeq lists its product as uncharacterized. NCBI's taxonomy places the organism in Eukaryota, Fungi, Mucoromycota, Mucoromycetes, Mucorales, Mucoraceae. The transcript is spliced from 4 exons. Bases 1 to 474 code for a protein of 157 amino acids. The record is from RefSeq and is a predicted model, not a curated record.
AUGGAUGAAUGGGGCAGUAUGAGAAAAUCGCCUACAACAGAAUCACAUGAAACAAAAAUACGUCUUUUGAAUCUAAUGAUUACAGGGCUCAAGAAGAGAUGCUUUUGUGAAAAAAUAUUUGCUUCAUUUUCGUCAGUUUCUAAUUCACCUAUUAUUCAGAGAGACUAUGAUACAAACGAUAUUGAAUUAGAAUUAAUUGAUUCUGGCCUUUCAAAUGACCCUGAUGAUGUCUAUAAUACAUUAAAAUUAUAUAAGUCAGUAAAAGAAAUUGUAAUAGAUCAUGGAUAUAAAAUUGAAGUAAUUGACAGUAUGUUCAGUAUGUUGAAUACAAUCUACGAAUUGGGUAUUUUAGAAUAUAACCUAUUUGUAAGUGAUCCCAAUCUAUUUGUAAGUGAUCCCAAUCUAUUUGUAAGUGAUCCCAAUCUAUUUGUAAGUGAUCCCAAUCUAUUUGUAAGUGAUCCCGAUCUCAUUUGA